AAUUGUAUUCAUAAUAGGAAAUAUGGGCUCAUGUCUCAUAAAUUAUGUGACCAGAAAUGACUCUCAAUUGUUAGUCGGAUGCGAUAACAAGAAUAAUGAGAUUUGGGAUUACUAUGAGGUCAUCAAUGACUCUGAGUGUCCGCACGAAAAGCCAAAGCCCUCACCAAAUGAGGACACGUGCGCUAAUGUGCCCGGAAUUUGUAAAAACGGAGGAUUCUGUGAACCCAUUCAAAAUGAUCCGCCGCACCAGUCCUUUACAUACGGCUGUCAGUGUCCGUGCAAUUACUGUGGCAAACAUUGCGAUAAAUUAAAUAUGAAGACUUAUAGAAACGGAUGUCUAAACACUAGUGUAUUGGUUUGGUCUGUGGCUGAGAAUAACGGCGAUUGUUUGGAUAUGUGUUUAAAUGAGAAGGACUGCAAAUCUAUCAGUUAUAGCGGAACUUCUGGCACUUGUAUUCUUCAUUGGGGGGACUUAUCAUCUGAGACCAUAAUACCGGCGCCUCAUUGUCCCUCUUAUCGGUCAGAUAUUACCGAUAAAGAGUGGACUUAUCACGAAAUAAUUUGCGACACAAAGACAUGUCAUUCAUCCAUUGAGGUUUACAAACAAUAA
Medioppia subpectinata is the source of this 610-nucleotide messenger RNA. The record is from the annotation of a GenBank genome assembly. NCBI's taxonomy places the organism in Eukaryota, Metazoa, Arthropoda, Arachnida, Sarcoptiformes, Oppiidae.